AUGUAUAAAAAGUACUGUCUUUUAAGAGCCAAACAUAAGAUUAUCUGCUAUGAGGAAAAAGACUUCCAGGGAAAGUCAUAUGAAUGCACUGGCCAUGCAGAUGACCUGCAAUGUUUCAUAAGCAGAUGCAACUCUUUCAAGGUAGAACGUGGCCGGUGGGUUCUGUAUGAGUUUAAGAGCUAUACGGGCCGCCAGAUGCUCCUUGGUCCAUCCGUGUUCAAAGACUUUGGGUUAGGUUUCAAUUUCCGGUUUGAAUCCUGCAAAGUCGUCAAAAACACCAAAGGACCGUACAAGCAGAAGUUGUUUGCCUAUGCAGGUUUUCAAGGAAAGUCUAUGGAGUUGACAGAAGACAUGAUAUCCACCCAAGAGAAGUGGCCCAGCCAGAAGGUAAUGUCCUGCAAGGUCCUCGAGGGCUCCUGGAUUUUCUUUGAGGAACCCAACUACAGUGGGUGCUACUAUGUGCUGGAUAGAGGGGAUUACCAAUACUCCCCUGACUGGGGAUCGCAGGGAUCAACUGUGGGCUCCAUCAGGAGAAUCAUGGAGCUGUGA
Acanthopagrus latus (yellowfin seabream) is the source of this 549-nucleotide messenger RNA. Its product is annotated as gamma-crystallin 2-like. Lineage: Eukaryota; Metazoa; Chordata; Actinopteri; Spariformes; Sparidae. The transcript is spliced from 3 exons. Gene Ontology annotation, molecular function: structural constituent of eye lens. The coding region runs from base 1 to 549 and encodes 182 amino acids. Gene Ontology annotation, biological process: lens development in camera-type eye; visual perception. The record is from RefSeq and is a predicted model, not a curated record.